AUGAUUUUGCAUGUCUGGGAUCUCCGAAGGGGAGGAGAACUGUUUUGUCAGAAAAACGGUCAGCUCGUACACACUGCUCUGCAUGGCUGUGCACAGCACAGCCAUACAAAGCAGUGUGCUUACAGUGAAGCACAAACACACGGCCCCAUAGUAGAACACACCCAGCACAGUUAACCCUUUGAUCAACCCUCAUGUUAACCCCUUCCUGCCCAGUGUCAUUAGUACAGUGUCAGGUUUUUUUUUUAGCACUGAUCACUGUAUUGGUGUCACUGGGGAUGUCAAUGACACCAAGUCAGGUCCCCCCAGUGUCAGAAUGCCCGCCACAGUACCGC
Messenger RNA from Staurois parvus, 332 nucleotides. The record is from the annotation of a GenBank genome assembly. NCBI's taxonomy places the organism in Eukaryota, Metazoa, Chordata, Amphibia, Anura, Ranidae.